Messenger RNA from Chenopodium quinoa (quinoa), 486 nucleotides. RefSeq lists its product as uncharacterized. The coding region runs from base 1 to 486 and encodes 161 amino acids. The record is from RefSeq and is a predicted model, not a curated record. Lineage: Eukaryota; Viridiplantae; Streptophyta; Magnoliopsida; Caryophyllales; Amaranthaceae. The transcript is spliced from 3 exons.
AUGAAGGAUGUUAUUACUGAUGUUAUAGAUGUACCUAUAGUUAUUCCUAUAGGAGGGGUAGUACAGUGUACCAAAACUUUUAAGGAUGUGCCACUAGAAAUCGAGGGAAAGAUGUUUUUGUCUGACCUCAUCGAGUUUGGGUUAAGUGACUUCGAUGUCAUUUUGGGAAUGGAUUGGUUGAGCAAGUAUAGUGCAGAGAUUCGUUGUCUAUCGCAGAAAGUACAGAUAAGUACAGCUGAGGGUGAUGUGAGGAAUUUAGAUCAUGAAGAGGCAGCUAAGCUUGAGGACAUAGAAGUGGUGAACGAGUUUCUAGAUGUGUUCCCAGAAGAGAUUCCAGGAAUGCCACCUAAGAGAGCAAUUGAUUUCACAAUAGAGUUGGCUCCAGGGACAUCACCAAUUUCUAAGGCACCAUAUCGAAUGGCACCUGCAGAAAUGAGUGAAGUAAAGAAGCAACUACAGGAUGUGCUAGAAAAAAGGGUACAUUAG